This is a messenger RNA of Xylona heveae TC161, 1972 nucleotides long. Its product is annotated as S-adenosyl-L-methionine-dependent methyltransferase. Gene Ontology annotation, molecular function: mitochondrial transcription factor activity. Gene Ontology annotation, cellular component: mitochondrial DNA-directed RNA polymerase complex; mitochondrial matrix. Bases 55 to 1887 code for a protein of 610 amino acids. The record is from RefSeq and is a predicted model, not a curated record. Gene Ontology annotation, biological process: transcription initiation at mitochondrial promoter. The transcript is spliced from 2 exons. NCBI's taxonomy places the organism in Eukaryota, Fungi, Ascomycota, Xylonomycetes, Xylonales, Xylonaceae.
AGCCGUUUGGCUGCGACAAAAUAGUUCUGAACACUUCAUGGAUUCUACCGCAUCAUGUCAAAACGAUUAGCCAGACACCAAAUCGCUGAAGCAUUGGCUGCAGCAAGUCCAGCGAAGAGACCUAUCGGUGACCGGUCAAGGAUCAAUAUUGUCAGUUCAGAUUUGUGUGAUCAUACUAUAAAGGCAUUGGCACCAUCUUUAGAACGCCAUAAAAAUUGCGACAUCAUUGACCUCAACCCCGGCGUCGGACUUUGGUCAUCUAAGCUACACGAAUUCCUCAAACCACGGACACAUAUUCUUCUCGAGCCCGACGAGAAAUUAUAUCUACCCUUCCUCAAACCCCUCCUAGAAAAGCGAAACUCCACCUAUAAACUAGCGCCAUGGUCUGGAGUAGAAUGGUCGUCAUAUAUGCGAAUAGCGGAGGAAGGGUUUCUACCUCACCAGAAACUCUUACCUAGUGGCCAUGAAGCACUUAACAAACCCAGUGACACGCUACUCUUUGUGGCAAACCUAGGUCACUAUCCUCCCAAGAAGCGCGGCAGCUUCAACUCCAUUGCUGCUCUCAUGAUCAACCAGCUCAUGUCUGCGGUUCGGAAUCACUCCAUCUUUCAAGCAUACGGCCUCGUACGAAUGUUAAUUUGGAUUGGAGACAAGGAAAAGAACACAAUUCUCCCCAGAUCGAUUGCAAACCGACGAAAGAGCUCGGUUCAAAUAGAAUCUACAUGUGACAUUCGUGAAAUAGCAGGCUAUCAAGAUGAGCAUCGAUGGCGCAAAAGACCCACAAGCAUCAACCAAGAGAGCGCCGAAAAGGUUGCGUUACAAAUGCUCCAGAACGGAAUUAAUUUCCCACUGAAUCGCCAGAGUCCGCUGCAUAAGGAUGCGCUCAAGGUAGCCAAGGAACAACUUUCCAAGGGAUCCAGCACCCCGGGAACUGAUACCUCGACCACAACUGGCCCGGUCGUGGCAGAUAGCCGAGUCUGGCACAAGGAACUGAAUGAGCUUGAAGAGAAGCUCAUAACUGGAGAGGUUCGCAAAUUCCAAGACGAGCGAGUCAAGGAUGAAGAUUACGUAUCCGCGCAAUACGAUUCCAGGCGGGGCCGAAAACGAGGAGUGCAACGAGAACGGACCCCAGAAUAUCAACGCCUCAUCCUGCUGAGGGCAUUGAAGAAACUUGACUUCAAACGACAACAUAAAAUGGAAGGGAUUGUCAAAGAAAUAGCUCGCCUAGAUGCAAUCGAGCUGGCAUUAAUGGAAGGCAAAAUUCCUCAUGACGAGAUAGAGAAGAAAGAAUCUGAAUUGGCCAAGUCCAAGGACAAGGUAUACGCUCAGAUUGACGGCCUCCGAGAACCCCAACAGGAGAAGAUUUUCCUCUAUCUGGAUGACCGGAGAGCAAUCAAAGCAACCCCACCCGUGCUCAUGUGGGAUCGUCGAACAGAGGAACCGCUUAAUGUUGAAGCGGAAGAAUUCUUUCCAAAUCAUCAUCUGGCACUUUUGGAUUUUCAACCAAGGCCCGUGACGGGCGCAGUUGCACGUUCCGCCGAGGCAUAUGAUGUUUUCACUAGCAUCUUGGGAUACUUGUAUAUGCAGCCGAAGCAAUCCAUUGUGCGUGGUCUCGAGUCUUUAGCCCCAGGUGCAGCGGAUUAUAUCCUUCCGCGUGCGCCGUCUCUGCAGGAUCUUCGCAAGGGGGGCCUCCAGGAUCUGGAACACCUUCGUGUCCGCAUGCUGACACCCGAAAUGCUUGAUGAGAUUAUUGCCGCGUGGGAAUCUUGGCCAUUUAAGCCGAGCACCUCGGACUUGAUUUUGAAAAUGGGGUUGGUGCCAUAUAUGGGCUCGUCUGGGUCCGCCAUUAGUGAUAACCUUUCGGAUGAUAGGGUGAGGGCAUUUUAGGUCUCGUGUAUGUUGAUAAAAUACAUUUUUAGCUUAUAUUAUAUGCUUGUACGUGUGCUUCCGGGUGCGUAGGAUAAUACUCUGG